Molecule: messenger RNA, 1539 nt
Organism: Quercus robur (English oak)
Lineage: Eukaryota; Viridiplantae; Streptophyta; Magnoliopsida; Fagales; Fagaceae
Exons: 4
Coding region: 1-1539 (512 amino acids)
Source: RefSeq, a predicted model, not a curated record
AUGGCUGUAGCAAGAUGGAUGCAUGAUGCUUGCAUUCCAAUUAAUGCUAUGAAUUCUAGUUAUUAUCAACCUAUGUUCAAUGCUGUAGCUUCUUAUGGUCAUGGAUAUAGAGGCUCAAAUUAUCAUGCCCUUCGAGUGCCUUUGUUGAGAGACGCAAAAAGAGAAGUCCAAUUGAUUGUUGAUUCUCAUUGUUCAUAUUGGGCUGACACUGGUUGUACAAUAAUGGCUAAUGGGUGGACUGAUACUAGGUAUAGAACAUUGAUUAAUUUUCUUGUCUAUUGUCCUAAGGGAAUUAUUUUUAUACGUUUUGUUGAUACUUCUAACUUGGUUAAAGAUGCUAUUAAUUUGAGUAACUUGUUUGAUGAAAUUGUUAGUUGGGUUGGGCCUGCAAAUAUAGUACAUUUGGUCACUGAUAAUGCUGCAAAUUAUGUAGCUGCUGGAAGAAUUUUGUGUGGAAAAUAUAGGAACACUAGUUGGUCACCUUGUGCAGCACAUUGCCUAAACCUAAUUUUUAAGGAGAUUAGGAAGAUGGAUCAUGUAGCUAAACUUGCAAAGCGUGCAUUCAAGAUCACAACGUUCAUCUAUAACCAUGUGGCUUUGCAAGCUUGGUUGAGGACUAGAAAAAAUUGGACGAAAAUUGUGUGUCCAGGGCCAACUAGGUUUGCUACUACUUUCAUUGCCUUAGAGAGUCUUAAGGAACAUAAGCAUGACUUACAAGCAUUGGUGACUAGAAAAUUUUAUGUUGAAUCAAGAUAUGCAAAAGAUAAGAAAGCAAAGGCAGUGGUGAAAAUUAUUCUUGACAAUCAAUUUUGGAAUGAUUGUCAUGUCAUUGUGCAUAUUAUGUCACCAUUGAUUCGUUUAUUACGCAUUGUUGAUUCUGAUGAAAAACCAACUAUGGGUUAUGUAUAUGAUGGCAUAGAUAUUCAUGCUGCUGCUUAUUGGUUGAAUCCUGCAUUCCAAUAUGACUCAUCCAUUCUUAAUAAGAGGCUAGAGACACAAUUGGCCGUGACAGAUGUUAUUGAAUCAAAAGUUUCAGUUGGUCGGUUGAAGUUGGUGGAGGAAUUAAGGCUAUUUCGAGAGCGUGAACAAACUUUUGGAACCCAACUUACUCAAGAAUUAGCCAAGACAUCUCAUCCGGGUAAGAUAAUAGUCAAAAGGAAGAAGUUCAAUUUUGAUCCUAUUGAUUAUGCAAGUAUCGAUAAAACUGAAUUUUGGGUAGUGGAAGAUGAGGAACCUCCAUUUCUUGAUCAUGAGGAGAUAGAGAAUGCAUUAUAUGAAGAGGGAGCCUAUCGAAUUGAAGAAGGAUCUUCUAGCCAUGUACAAAGAGAUAUGGACAAUGAAGUGAUUGAGGAUGAUGAUGACAUUAAUUUGGAAUCAUUUGGUGAUGAAGAUGAUGCUCCUCCCGGAUUUAGAGAUAAAAAUAAUCCUAUUCAUGUUGAAGAUGAAGAAGAUGAAGAUGAGGAUGAUGAUAAUGAUGCUAGUGGUGGAGCAUUUGGUUCACAUGAUGAUAUUGAUUUCAAUUUUCUUCAUAACAAAUGA